CAGCUAUUAUAAAAGCCCAAGAGAUAGCAGCACCAUCGCAACAAUUUCCACCAGAGCCUUGCAUCUCGCUAUUACUGUUGAUAUUAUAGAUUGUGGUGCCAGAAUACAGGAGUUUUAAAUUGUUUUCAACGAGAAAUUAUUUAUUUUAGAGGAAGAGAUGGGGUACCGGUGUCAGCAGCCAUGAUUCUGCUAAGGCGUCGCCUGCUGCUGAUAGUGCUGCCAUUGGCUGUGCUACUGUCAUUGCUGCUGUUUCGACAAGUUUCUGAGACCACCUAUUCUGUCAGACAGAAUAGUGAAGAUACCAGUAUAGCCUCCCGGCUGACUGACAACCGCAAAGAACACGGUUUUACAUCAUCUUCACUGAGGGUAGUACACCUGGACCUGAAGGGUGCACCCCCCAAAAUCUCGUACCUGCUACAGUUGCUCCCCUUACUGGCAGCUAAUGGAUGUACAGGGCUGCUUAUCGAGUACGAGGACAUGUUCCCCUACCAGGGUAGUCUGGUUAACAUUUCUGCCAAGAACGCGUAUACCCAACAACAGAUAAUUGAGCUUGUGUCCUGGGCUCAACACCUGGGACUAGAGGUGAUCCCCUUGAUCCAGACCUUCGGUCACAUGGAGUUUGUGCUGAAACUUCCAGAGUUCCGACAUCUGCGGGAAUUGGACACAUUUCCUCAGGAGGUAUGUCCUCGGGCUUCUGGCACCCUGGACCUUCUGCAGGAGAUGAUCCGUCAGGUUAUGGGAUUACACAGCAGGGCACGAUACUUGCACAUCGGCUGUGACGAGGUGUAUCACUUGGCUGUGUGCCCCAGGUGUACCCACUCCGGUCGAGGUGGCAGGGAAAUCUUUACAGAGCAUGUGACACAGGUGGCAGAACUGGUUAAGUCAGAAUACCCUGAGGUUACCCCUAUAAUCUGGGAUGAUAUGCUGCGACGUUGGGACCCUGUAUAUCUCUCUAGGAGCUCUCUGGGAGUGCUGGUAGAGCCCAUGGUAUGGGCCUAUAGUGAUAAUAUCACUCGGUUGGUGCCCCAUUACUUGUGGUAUUGGUACUCUAAGACCUUCCCUCGUAUCUGGGUUGCAGGAGCAUUCAAGGGUGCCAACCUUCCCACCUCAGUCCUCCCUGAUGUCCGCCUCCAUUACAACAACCAGAAAUCUUGGCUGCGAUUUCUUGCCAGAAGCAACACUGAUACCAAGAUUGCUGGGUAUGUCUUGACCGGCUGGUCAAGGUAUGACCAUUUUGCAAUCCUCUGUGAACUUCUUCCUCCCUCCAUCCCUUCCCUAUUGCUCAACUUAAUUCUUGUAUCUACACAAGAAAGUGACAACAUAGUCUUAGAUAUGUGGAAACGGACUUUGAAAUGUGGACCAAGAUCAAAGCUUACAGUUGACCUUAUGUCUUCAAACCACAGACCUCUAGCUCUAGAUUGUUCUUUCCCCGGUCUGAAAGCAUUCCUUGUGACUUCUAAGUACAUGAGUUUAAAGUCAAAAGUAGACCACUUCUAUAAAGUCGUUACUGAACAGAAAGCCUGGAUGACUCCAUACAAUGUGAAGUACAAUUUUACAAGUCCAUAUCGUGUUCUGGAAGAAUACCGUUUGACUGAAGGCUACCAAUUGAUAAAAGAGAUCAAAAGAUUUAGAAAUGAAACUAAAGACACUUUUUCAGAGUUUUUUGAUGAUCAUACUAUUGAGGAAUGGAUUGAGCAGAGAAUUGUGCCAAUGGAUGAGAAACUCACUUACCUGGAGACUAUUAGUAACAAACUUCUGUUGAAAAGAACCUGGCCAAGACGGCCUUUUUCUUAAAUUUAAGAAUAUUAGUACUUAAGGCAAUAAAAGUUUUGUAACUAAGGGACCAAGCAGAUUGUGUACAUAAUUUGAAUAUUAAUUAGUAUUAAUGUUUGUAUAUUUAAUUUCCUUCAUAAGGAAUUGAUGUAUUCAAGAAUUUUUUAAAAUAAUAUCGUAACAUUGUAUAGUGUAAUAUUAAAUAAUAAAAUGUAAUACUUUUUUACCUAUA
Messenger RNA from Homalodisca vitripennis (glassy-winged sharpshooter), 2005 nucleotides. Its product is annotated as hexosaminidase D-like. Gene Ontology annotation, biological process: carbohydrate metabolic process. The transcript is spliced from 6 exons. The record is from RefSeq and is a predicted model, not a curated record. The coding region runs from base 181 to 1794 and encodes 537 amino acids. Gene Ontology annotation, molecular function: hexosaminidase activity. NCBI's taxonomy places the organism in Eukaryota, Metazoa, Arthropoda, Insecta, Hemiptera, Cicadellidae.